This is a messenger RNA of Magnolia sinica, 1995 nucleotides long. Its product is annotated as two-component response regulator ORR21-like. Gene Ontology annotation, biological process: cytokinin-activated signaling pathway; phosphorelay signal transduction system. The record is from RefSeq and is a predicted model, not a curated record. Bases 133 to 1995 code for a protein of 620 amino acids. NCBI's taxonomy places the organism in Eukaryota, Viridiplantae, Streptophyta, Magnoliopsida, Magnoliales, Magnoliaceae. Gene Ontology annotation, molecular function: DNA binding; DNA-binding transcription factor activity. The transcript has 6 exons.
AAUAAAGAUGUCUUUGCUUUAUAAAGGAAAAUUGCAUGCAUGGAAUCUUUCUAUUCCUAUUUUUCUUCACUACUUCUGCAGUGAAAGAUUUCUUCUCCUUCUUUCUUGAAAAUCACUUGGAUUCUUUGGCAGAUGGAGAGCGGGAAAGAAGGGGAACUAAAGGAAGGCGAGUCGCCGCCUUCCGGAAUGUUCCCAGACGGUCUCCGAGUUCUAGUCGUCGAUGAUGAUCCGACUUGCCUGAGGGUCGUGAAAGAGAAGCUUGUCUCGUGUAGAUAUCAAGUUACAACAUGUGAACAUGCAAAGACUGCUUUGUCCAUGCUCCGAGAGAGGAAAGACAGGUUUGAUCUUGUUCUAACAGAUGUUCACAUGCCUGACAUGGACGGGUUUAAGCUUCUUGAACUUGUUGGCUUGGAACUAGACCUGCCUGUGAUUAUGAUGUCGGCUGACACGGCGGUGAAGGUGGCGGUAAGAGGGCUUGAACAUGGAGCUUGCUACUACCUUAUGAAACCCAUAUCCUUCAAUGAGCUCAAGAACAUUUGGCAGCAUGUCAUUCGGAAGAAGAGGUCUGCAUCGAAGGAAACCGAGCAAGCGGGCAGUGUCGAAGAUUCUGAGAAGGCAUCAGAGGAGGAGGUUGAAUGCGCAUCUUCAGUAAAUGAAGGAAAUUACAAGCAGCCUAAGAGGAAGAAGGAGGAAGAUCUUGAGGAUAAUGAUGAUUGUGAUGAGGAAGAUAAUGAUGAGGAUUCUUCUUCCCAGAAGAAGCCACGAGUGGUUUGGCAUUUGACACUUCACACCAAGUUCCUGGAGGCCGUUGAUCAAUUGGGGUUUGAUAAGGCAGUCCCGAAGAAAAUACUGGAGCUCAUGAAUGUUCCAGGUCUAACAAGAGAAAAUGUCGCUAGCCAUCUACAGAAAUACCGUCUGUUGUUACGAAGGCUGAAUGAUGCAAAGCGAUCCCACUCCAGCCUGUCUAGCUCUUUCUCUGGUGGGCCACAAAAACCGAACAUCGGAUCCAUUCAUCCCCAAUUGAUUUUUGAUUUCCAAGAUCAGGUGGGCCAUCCCCAAUUCUCAGAUCAUCGCAACCUGAUGGGACUAUCGCCACUGCUGGCAGGACGCAUGCAAAAUCCCAAUGCUCCCACUCCAUCCAUUGAUCAGAUGCAAUUGAUCAAUCAAGAAGCACAAAACAACAACACCACCAUGGCUAGAUUAAGGUACGGCUCACCGAUGAUUGACGGCCAAGGGAACUUCCACCAAGUGCUGCCUGGUGGUAGUAGUAUAGAUCCAAAACAAUCUCAUCUCAUGCAGCAGUGCGAUGGAAGCUCAAUUGGACGUGGGCUGGUCACACAUCAGAUGAGAGUGGGCCCAUUGCCUCUUAGCAGUGAAACAAUGCAGAUGGUCCAUCAGCCACAACAGUCGCAGUCAGGACUCCUCAGCAAUGGUCCACUCGAUAACUUCAGCAUGCCGAGCAUUCAAGGCCACCUUUCGAGUAUCGGCAAUUCAGGAUCGUUUGCCGCCCGCUGCCAACCCCCACCUUCUAAUUCAGGCAGUAAUUACAGCGGGCUUCGGCUUACAAGCACCGGUGGUCUAUAUGGGCUAACUCAGGCUGGGCCAAUCGCUGAAGCAUCGAAUAAUACCAAUUGGAGUAAUAAUCUGAUUAAUGAGAUUAAUAGUGGAUCAAACUUGGGUUAUGCUAAUCAAGGGGUGGCCUCUCUCGGCAGGUUUGCAAACACCAAUCAGUUGCCAAGAAGAUUCAGUGAUCAGAUCCAACAACAGAAUGAUUUUGCAAGUGGGAGUUUUACGAAGCCAACGGAGAGUGAUAGCCUGUUACCAGAUGUUUUGAAGAAUUCACCAUUUGCCAACAGCUCAUUCAUACCUCAGUUUGAUGAAGGUGAUCUUGGAGAUUUGGUUUUCAAACAUCAGGUACAAGAUGUGGCCGAGCUCAUGGAGCCCGACUUUGACAUCAGCUCAUUUCAGUUGGACGACGGCAAUCGGAUCGAGUGA